Molecule: messenger RNA, 531 nt
Organism: Rasamsonia emersonii CBS 393.64
Lineage: Eukaryota; Fungi; Ascomycota; Eurotiomycetes; Eurotiales; Trichocomaceae
Exons: 1
Source: RefSeq, a predicted model, not a curated record
GAUAGCACCACACAAGGUAAGACUAAGAUUGCUCAAUUUACUCCCAAUUUCUCACUAAGUAUUUCCCAGGACACUACGACAAUUGUUUCAUCAGGAGAACAUGGUCAACCUUCUCAGACAGAAUACUCCAGAAUGAUAAACCAAAGCCAGCAGCUUUCCUGCGACCCCUACGAUAAUCUUCCAGUGGUUGGCAUAGGAUUGACUGGCGUAAUUCUUAAGAUUGAUGAGGACCGUGUCGUCAAAAUUGCCAAAGUUUAUCCUCUUGAACAUCUCCCCGAACCUGACCGCAGCAAUAUGGAAUAUAUUAACGACAUCAACCGGAACACUUUAAAACAUGAGAUAAGGGUCUACGAGUGUCUAUUGAUGUCAUCAAAGUUCCAGAGAAACAUGUGCGUGAGCGUCGCGGUGAUGCCCAUGUUCGUGGUGAUGAGGUUUGCCAGGUACGUUCCAGUCAGCCAAGGCACACCGUAUUGCUUCAGGGCCUCCUCAUCGACGGUAAAAUCCGGGCUCAGGAUCAUCGUCUGGUUGUAG